CCGCCAGCCGGCCAGCCGGGAGGGGCGCGCAGAGGGAGGCGGGGCGGGCCGGCCGGAGGUGUCUCAGCCGCCCGAGCCGCGGGAGACCCGGCCGGGCUCGGUGACAGCUCGUCGGCCGCCAUGUCAGCGAGUGGGGCUGCGGAGCGAGCCGGCGCCCGGCGGUAGCCCUCCUUUCGCCUGCGAUUCCCAGACAUGGAAGGACUUUAAUGAAACUUAAAUGGUUCAACAAAAGAUGCCCUAAUGGAUGACAGCGGAACUCCUACAUGCAAUCUGCAGAUAGAAGCACAAGAUGGGAGUCAUUCUGGUGAGCGCGCGGAGACUAUAGGAGUACACUUGCCUUCUGCAGCAGAUGAAAAUGAAAAUCAGCUCGGUGGGGACAGGUGCGAGCAUCUGAGCAGCAGUGACAGUGCCAUGGGCAAGCCGGAAGUGUCUGAGCAAGACUGUCUCAACAACAACGAGAGUUGCGCGCCUAGCUGCGAGGAGACUGCAAGCGAAACCCCAGACAGCACUCCCUGUGGGGACUCCAGAGAUGGACAGGCUCUCUUAGGAAAGGACAAAAAAAUACCUGGGAAAAGAAGUCCAAGAAGCAAAAGAAGCACAGCUAAGAAGAUACCACAAGGGCUUUCUUCAGGAGAUCCCACGCCUUUCAUGCAAGAAAAUAUAUUAAGUGCAGCCUCACACGUGGUUAGCGAAGAGUCUGCUGAAAUAAAUGCAAACGAUCAGCCAGAAGCCCGGAAACAAGUUCUGCAAUCUCUGUUCUCGCUCACACGAGGUGAAGUGAAGCAGUUGGAUUCAAGAACACUUCCCCUUUGCCUUCAUCAGAUAGCAGAGUCCUACUUCCAGGAGGAGGACUACGAGAAAGCAAUGAAAUUCAUUCAGCUUGAGCGGUUGUAUCACGAGCAAUUACUUGCAAAUCUGUCUGCCAUUCAAGAACAGUGGGAAACGAAAUGGAAAACUGUACAGCCACAUACAGUUACAUCUCUAAGGAAUUCAGAAAAAGGAUUCAAUGGUGAAGAUUUUGAGCAGCUUACUAAAUUUUGCACAACACACCAAGAUCCUCUUUUAUCCAAAUACAAGAUAGCAGCUGUAGAAAAGUCCCUGGGAAGAAAAUGCUUAAUGCAAUUAGAAAUAACUGAAGAUCCAAAGGAAAAUGGAGCUACAGCCAAAGAGCCAGAGAGCGCAGCUUGUCUUGGCAUCGACUCAAGUGGAGAAAAUCAGUGUCAAGAAGAGACCCGGGAGAGAGGGCCCUGCUGUCAUCAGGCCCUGCAGGCCGGUCUCCAGGCCCUUGCGGUAACUUCAAAGAAGGACCACACGGAGGAGCUCUGCAGCCCCGAAGCCCCGCCUGAGGGCCCCGCCCAGCCCUCAGAGCAGGCGGCCUGCAGCAGGCCCAGGUCACACUCUGCUGAGGAUGCUGGUGAGGAUGACAGCCACUUGCUGCUGCCUCAGGCAGAAACCUGCCAAAAUGUGGCCAGAAUCGAAGGCAUCGCUGAAGAGCCUGAGGUGUCACUUUCCAGCAAGUCAGUGGUAGAGCCUGACCCACCGCCCGUGCUGGUUUCCGACAGUAAAUGUGUACAGCCUCACAGACAGGAGUUCCAGCUGCCACGCCCAGCUGCUUCUCGGGCACUGCUCCCAGACCAACUGGAGAACAGGGCUCUCAACAAGCUGCAGCCAUCUGAUCUCACGGGGAGUGAUGGGAAGUCGCCGCCGCCGGGGUGGGCUGACCCAGAGCACUGUGAGGCUGAGCUUUGUGACAAUGGAGAAGUGUCUGGCUUAAGUGCGGCCCUUCGGGAGGCCUGUAUGGCCCCUGAAGAAACGAGAGACAAGGAUGACCCAAUCAAUAAAGAAACAGAAGACUAUUUGAACAGCCUUUUAGAAGGAUGCUUAAAGGGUGCUGAGGACUGCCUCUCAAGUGAAGAAAACCAAGACGAAGACUCUGAUCUCCAAGAUCUUUCUCCUGAAGAAGCGUCGUAUAGUCUGCAGGAGAAUCUCCCUGCUGAUGAUCCUAGCUGUCUUUCUCUCGAUGAUCUUGCAAAAAGGAUAGAGAUUGCAGAGGUUGUUCCUGCCGAAGGGCUGGUCUCUAUCUUGAAGAAGAGGAAUGCCACUGUAGGGGAUUCUUCUGCCCAGAUGCAACAGAAAUCAUCCAAGCGAAGAGUGAGGUUCCAAGAAAUCGACGAUACCUUGGAUCAAGAUGAAGUUGGCGGUGGCUCCUGCGUCUUACUGCUCCUGCUGUGCGUGGCAACCGUCCUCCUGAGUGUGGGAGGAACUGCACUGUACUGCGCUGUUGGUGAUGUGCAGUCGCCCGUCUGCACGGACUUUGCAGAGAACACGGCCUUCUACUACACUCAGCUCCUGCAGGGCCUGGCGGAGCUCAAACACUGGGUCUACCUCUCCUAGCUGCGUCCCGCGGCGGCAUGGGCUUGCUGCAGUGAGACUCAAAGAGUGGGGCUUUCUAGACUUUUAUUUCAGGAGGUCUGGGACACCCUCCCCACCCUGAGAAACCACGGGUCCCACCAGUAGCAUCUUUAAAUGGCCACCCGAAGGACGCUUGAGGUCAUUCGCACACGGAGGCCUGUGUCCAUGAGCGCUGCGGAAGGAAGGAGGGAAUGGCCUCUGGAGCGCGUGUCUGUCCCACCUCCUCACCGCUUCCUCGUGGGGUGAGCUGCCCUGAGCAAAACCACACAGGGCGGUGCUGGAGCCGCACCAUUUGGCCCCCUUGCCAAGCUAACGGUAAAGGCCAGUUCGGUUUACACUUAUUCUCCCAAAGACACUGCUUCCCGCCGUCAUGCAAUAAGCUGGUGUGUCAUCAAAAGGCGUUACCGUAAGAUUCAGUGUCUUUUUUUUUUUUUUUUAGUGAACCCUGGGAGCUGUGCAACUUAGGCUUUGUGCAUUAUUUCCAGAUUCUGUUGUCCAUUCGUGAAACGGUUGCGUAUGGGCGAACGUUGUGCUCCAGACGGUCACAUACCCCACCCAGCAUACUGAAGAGUCUCUUUAUUCUUUUAAUUGACAAAGAAUGUGCAGGCACAAACCUUUGAAGAUGACUUAACUGUAGAACAGAUAGAUGAAUUACGUAAAUCAUGGCCCUAGCAUGAGGAAUUCUUAACAGAUCUGUAACAGUUCACUUGAUUCGCCAGAAAUUAAUCACAGACCUAGAGGUGACAUUCAAGAGCCCCCUCAAAGUCUCAGGCAGGCAGGUUCAUCAUGGAGUCGCUGCUUCCUGAAAUAUGCCGAAUGCUGGGCUCAGUUCAGCCAGUACCCAGAGCACCUGUGCUAUUCUGAUGUCCAAAAACCAGAAUACAAAGAUAAGUAAGGUUUCUGCUCUAGAUGUUUUCAUUCUGGUCUUUUGUAAAAUAAAUUAGUACUUUGGGAAAUAACAGUUAAGUCACCACAUGUCUAAUUCAGUGUUAACAGAUCAUGCAUUCAGGUGGUUGAAUGUCCAUUCGUAUCAUGGGCUCGAUUUAGACCUAUUAAGGGUCAUUCAGCGAAAAUUCAAUCAUAUUUUAAAUAGGCAAAGUCUGAGUUUUCUUGAGUUCAUCGGUUAGAUGGCAUUUCGUUUUCUGAGAUACAGUGGUCUCACAUUUUAGGAAGCCUUGGUCUGGCUUUUUAUAUCAUAAACAACAUUUAAAAAUUAAACCAAACACAUGAAUUAUAGUUUUUUAGCAAGUGAUCAGAUCAUGUUUCUCUGCCAUGGUCAUUAGAAAUGAAAAGGGAACUUUCACUUUCUAGUUGUUACUGGCUGGUACAGUACCUCCCUUUAUGUUUCUGCUUAUUUAUUUAGAUUAUAUAAAUGUGAAAGGGCUUUUUCUAUAAGUUGAAAGUGUGUUUUUGAGCAUGCAUUUGGUUACCCCAAUGUAGAUAUUUGAUUACUCUGUACUUACAACUUUGAUUUUCUAUCAUUUCAGUUCAGUGUGUUUUUAGGCUUGUUUAUUUUUAAAUUGAUGUUUUAUUUUCACUUAUAAUACUGUUUGACGUGUCCCUACCAUGUCACGAUAGACCGAUAUUUUCAAGGAUGAUAGAUGGAAGAUAUUUAUUUAGAAGCAUACAAGAUACUGAAAUUUAGAUUCCUUAUACUUAAGGCUGAUUUUAUUAGAAGAUUAUUUUAAUGUUCUAUUAUAAAUUUUAAGAAUUUGUAUUCAAAUUGUAUGUAAAAUAUGUAAGAUGUCAUGGUACUCUCGAUCUGAUGUGGUUCUAUAAAACACAUUCACAAACCGACUGUGAGGUGUACCCCCAUCCUAGAUGAACCUCUCUGCCUUGCCCUCGUGACCUGUAGUUACAGAAAGCUGAUGGUGAUGUCUGCUGGCUCUGGUUCGAGAUAAGUUAGAACUUCCCUCCUGCUCACCGCUUUUAGGCUCUGUCGAGGUCCUGAGCACUCUAUCAUGUCACAUUCUCCUGUAGGUCAGUAGGUCAUCACUUCUGACACCAGUUUCUGGCAACCUUCACACCGAGACGAAAGGUUGAGAGAAUACUCUGAGUUCUGGAAAGCCCCACGUGUCCUCACCGCCUCCCAGGGGGCAGGGUGCCCCCAGAAACACACCAGUGUAAAACCGGCAUGAAACCUCAACUAGGAAAAGUAGGGCAACUUUUGAAAUGUUAAAAUAGUUAAUGCAUGACUUGGAGUCAUUACUUCUGGUGAUGAAAGAACUGUUAGCUCAUACAGAGAAAAUUCAUUCCGUUUUACUAUCAUGUCGUUUUUUCAUCAUUUGAAAGUACUGACAACUCUUUGUAACUCAUCUUCCUUAAGAACUGUAUUGGAGGGCCACAGAUCAAGCUUGCGAUUUAAAAUCUACACCAAAAAAGUGUCUGAGACAGCUUAUUUGUACUCACUGGGACUGCAAAAAAAAACUGCUUUAGAGUGAAAGCAAAAUAAUUUUAGAAGUUGGCCUGGCCCCACAAUGGCUGCUGAUUUUGAGAAGUCUGACAGGUCUCCGUGAAGGACCAUUGCUUCUAGAACACUCCCCCUCCCACCCCCAGUCAGUCUGACACAGUAGCUGCAGUUGCUCCAAAAAUCCAUUCCUCUAGGUUAAAACUCAGAAUCCUCUGGGAAGUUUACUUGACAGAAUGGUGCGUUGUUUGCUCAUUACUGAGUGGACAUGAAGUUUGAAGGUGGGCUUAUUUUGAAAGGACAGUGUGACUCGGGCCUUGUUAGAGUGGCAGGAGUGGAGAGGGGUAAGAACGGUGGUGAGAAAGGUAGAGCACAAGGAAAUACUUCAGUCACUUGUGUUGCUGAAGCUGCUUUUGGCCGUUGCUCCCAGUACAGAGAGAAGCUGCAUUAUUGUGUCUGUCCACAGGUGUCGCCUACCACUUCUUCUUUUCUCUGGGCUCACUGCUUCUCUUUGCUGUGGAUAUUGUGUCUUCACGUGUAUCUGAUGUUCAGAUGAGUUUCUCACACCCUCACGUCCAGGUCUUGUAACUCCCGAGUGCUCCCACUUACCUUUCUGUGAUGUCACCACCCCAUCCUCAGAAGGAAUAAGAGUGAUUCUGGAGUUUGUGUCAUCUUUGGUUUAACAUCCUGAGAGAAAUGGCUAUUGAUCCUCACGAACUGACGAGCCCCAUGAAAGUUACUCUGAGUUGACAUUUUCCAUAAGGAAACCUAACACCGUUUAAGUCUCCUUGGGUUUCGGCAACUGAAAGGAAAAGUGUGGUAACGUAGGGGGAUCUCUUCUCUCUGGUCACGCUACACUCCACACUCAGUGUUUUGUCUGUCGCCCUAAGGUCAGCGCAGAACCAAGAGCCGCAGUGUUCAUCGCUGCCUGUCCCAACAAAAAUCCCAAUGUCAUUGGUACAUCUUGCACUGAGCUAAGUGCUGUGACUCCAGAAACAAGGAAUGGGACCAGUUUCCCGAAGAUCACAUCUGGCGGGUUAAGUGUGUAGGGGAAGGGGAAUGAGAAGCAAGAAAACAGAGGUCAUGCUACGUGUGGGGUGGAAACAUGAGCUCAUUUUUACCUAGCAGGUGUCAUGCACUCUUUGAAAUAAAGAUAAAUCUAUUCCUAGCAA
This is a messenger RNA of Condylura cristata (star-nosed mole), 5991 nucleotides long. RefSeq names its product consortin, connexin sorting protein (gene CNST). Gene Ontology annotation, cellular component: plasma membrane; trans-Golgi network; transport vesicle. Gene Ontology annotation, molecular function: connexin binding. NCBI's taxonomy places the organism in Eukaryota, Metazoa, Chordata, Mammalia, Eulipotyphla, Talpidae. The transcript is spliced from 11 exons. Gene Ontology annotation, biological process: positive regulation of Golgi to plasma membrane protein transport. The record is from RefSeq and is a predicted model, not a curated record. The coding region runs from base 241 to 2394 and encodes 717 amino acids.